This is a messenger RNA of Priapulus caudatus, 813 nucleotides long. RefSeq lists its product as uncharacterized. Bases 187 to 813 code for a protein of 208 amino acids. NCBI's taxonomy places the organism in Eukaryota, Metazoa, Priapulida, Priapulimorpha, Priapulimorphida, Priapulidae. The transcript is spliced from 6 exons. The record is from RefSeq and is a predicted model, not a curated record.
CUGCGGCUUACGGGAUAGGUCUAGCAGGAAUGUUGUGCGGAGUGGUGCUCCUAGGAACGUGUUGAUGGUUUCCCUUUUGUGUUCUUAUGUAUUUUAGUAAGAGAGAAAGACAUUCGUUUCACUCGUGCCUGUGUCUGUGAUUUACAGCCUACAUAUCAACAUUACGUAAAUAAUCAUACAUAAAGAAUGGGAGAGAACGGGGAAUCUCUGCAGGCUUACAGCCGCUGGGAGGAGUUUGAUGAAGCCAAUGGAGACCUAGAGAUUUCCUAUCCACCGCCUCGCAAAAGUACGUGUUCGCGUCUCUUCGAGGGCAGGAAGGGUUUCUGUGUGAAGUGCCUGCUGCUGCUGGUCGCCUUCAUCGCCGGAUUCUUCAUCGGCUACGCGAUACAGCGCCACCUACACUACAACACCGUGCCGCAUCACUCCGGCGGCACGUGUGGCGACACCUACUGGGACCACUACUACAAGCCGGAGCUGUCCGAGAAGCUGCGAGGUUUCGUCUCGACGAAAGGCCUCGACAACAGCCUCAGAUAUUUCACGAACACGCCUCAUCCCGCUGGAAGCUCGCCCGACAUUGUGCAGGCAACCUACAUAGAGAGCAAGUUCAGCAACGCGCGUCUGUUCGAUAUUCAGAAGCUCAAAUACCGCGUAAAGCUAUCCAGACCUGAUAGGUGGAGUACGCGCAGCAGCGGCGCUCUCGGCGUGCUGCUGUACGAGAUCCCCGCAGUCGCCCGCACAAACCAGGAGCGCAGCCUGGCCGCGAAGGCGUUCUGGCUCCCGGGCGACGGAAAUCCGAUACGGAACGCUGCCUGA